AUGGCGGACCGCUCGACGGCUCGUUCCCGCCGACUAUUUUUCAUGACGACAACGGUUGCAGCCCUUGCGCUGAGUCCCCAGUCCCAUGUGAAGGAGUCGGCUGCAUUGACAGCUCUUCCCAUGCUCAAGGUUGGCUCUCGUCAUGCGCAGGCUCGCUCUGGAACUGCCUUCCGAUUUGGCCCUGCCGCGACGCAACGCAGAUUGCAAAGGCCGCCGCCGCGAUUGGGCGAAUACAGGAUUCUAGAUGGCGGCGCCGGAAAGCCACGGCCGCCGCGACGGCACAACGGGACGCGAUAG
Purpureocillium lilacinum is the source of this 297-nucleotide messenger RNA. Lineage: Eukaryota; Fungi; Ascomycota; Sordariomycetes; Hypocreales; Ophiocordycipitaceae. The record is from RefSeq and is a predicted model, not a curated record.